GAUUUGCCGCGGCGAGGAAAGAGCAAUCCAUCCAAUUCUUUAGACGCUCGGACCAAUUCUUCUGACGCUCAUCGUCAACUUCGCAACGACGACUUCCCCUCGCCUUCGACCAGCCCUCUGAGCCUCAGCUGGGGGACCAUCACCAGUUCUACCGUCAACAUGGCCAGCAAAACCGGCCUCGGCGCCUUCCGCUCUCUCAAGUCGACCAUCUGCGCCUCCUGCUUCCACACACAAUCCCUCCGACCCUUCUCGCAGUCGACCCGCACGUUGGCUCCCCCAUUCGGAUCCAAGCAGGCCAAGGCGCCACUGAAUCUCGACUCGAUGCUCAGCAAUGUGGACCAGAACUUCAUGCAAGCCUCGCCAGACUACUUCUCGAACCUGAUCCCCGGCCAGAGCGGCGGCAUGCGCAACCUGGCUAUCAAGGACUGGGCCGAAGACGACCGUCACAAGCUGCACAUAUACUCGCACAAGCACAACACGCACAUCACACUUGCGAACCCGAAACGCGAUGCGCUGAUCUCGGUCUCAUGCGGGAAUAUUGGCUUCAGGAAGGCUGGAAGAGGGACGUAUGAUGCUGGGUACCAGCUUGCGGCGUUUGUCAUGAGCAGAAUCCAGGACAAGGGCUUGCUGCCGCAGAUUCAGAAGCUAGAACUGAUCUAUCGGGGGUUCGGGUCAGGGAGGGAAGCGGUUACGAAGGCGAUACUGGGUACUGAGGGGAGGAAAAUUAGGCCGCUGAUUGUGAAGUUGUCGGAUUCAACGAGGCUGAAGUUUGGUGGUACGAGGAGCAAAAAGCCGAGGAGAUUGGGUUGAAUCAAUUGCGAGUGGGACUUCAGCUUGUUUGUAAAAUAUGGCAUCAUCAGGUGUAUGGAUAUUUUGGAACACAUGUCAGCAUAGGAGCAUGUGCGAUGCGACAAUUCGUACAUAUUGACGAAUGAGAUGUAAUGUCAAUGUGCGGCAAGUCAUUUCAGAUUCUUUGGCAAUGGCGCUCUCUCCGCUGUCGGCAGCGUCCUACCACUGCUGUCGGUUUCUUUGACGUCGACCAACCGGGGUACAUUAGGUUUGGACGUAUACCGAGGAUUCCCUCUUGCGCCUCCUUGCUCACCUCGACCA
Messenger RNA from Dothidotthia symphoricarpi CBS 119687, 1110 nucleotides. RefSeq names its product translational machinery component. The record is from RefSeq and is a predicted model, not a curated record. Lineage: Eukaryota; Fungi; Ascomycota; Dothideomycetes; Pleosporales; Dothidotthiaceae. Gene Ontology annotation, cellular component: ribosome; mitochondrial small ribosomal subunit. Gene Ontology annotation, biological process: translation; maturation of SSU-rRNA from tricistronic rRNA transcript (SSU-rRNA, 5.8S rRNA, LSU-rRNA); ribosomal small subunit assembly. The coding region runs from base 160 to 810 and encodes 216 amino acids. Gene Ontology annotation, molecular function: small ribosomal subunit rRNA binding; structural constituent of ribosome; mRNA 5'-UTR binding. The transcript has a single exon.